CCCCGCCUCAAUCCCGAGCUUCGCGCGACUCCAUCUCAUCAACCCCGCGAUUUCACUCUUCCUUCCUCAAUUCCAAUUCUAAUAUCACUCUCAAACAAUCUCCAAAAUGUCUGCAGCCUGCAUCUUCUGCAAGAUCGUCAAAGGCGACAUCCCCUCCUUCAAGCUCUUCGAAUCCGACAAAGUGCUCGCCUUCCUGGACAUCAACCCCUUAAGCAAAGGCCACGCUCUCGUAAUCCCGAAAUUCCACGGCGAGAAACUCACCGAUAUCCCAGACGAUUCGCUGGCUGAGAUAUUGCCUGUGGUGAAGAAACUAGUGAAGGCGACUGGGGCGGAGAAUUAUAAUGUGUUGCAGAAUAAUGGGCGGAUUGCGCAUCAGGAGGUUGAUCAUGUUCAUUUCCAUAUGAUCCCGAAGCCAAAUAGUGAGGAGGGGAUGGGUAUUAGUUGGCCGCAGCAGAAGACUGAUAUGGAUGGACUGAAAGCCCUGCUUGCGGAUAUCAAGUCGAAGAUGUGACGGAAUAUGUGUAUCAUACGGAGCGAGGAGUAAGGCGAGAGGAUGAAUAAAAGAAAUGGCUUUCUCGAGAGCGUUGAUAGAAUAUGAUUGAUUUGCUGUUGAGGGCUUGAGUAUAUAUGCUCGAGAACCUCCGUCUCUCUCGAACUCGAUGCAGCAUCUAUCCUCCUCCUAUUGUACCAACCAGAAAAACGCCCAGUUUACCGUGUCACCAUAUAUACAAUCCAUUAUCGUACACGUCCGCAUUAUGCACUAGCAUUACUCAGUCCACAUCAUCCGCAUGAGUCUCGACUGGUUUCGCAACUCCAUUGGUGGUGGGAGUAACAGUUUCUUUGCUUGGGUAGAAUUGGAUCUUGCCUCCAGGAUUAAUCAUACCGGUUCGGUCGUAGAAUGACUUAGCAC
Messenger RNA from Mollisia scopiformis, 910 nucleotides. RefSeq names its product hit family protein 1. Gene Ontology annotation, biological process: nucleotide metabolic process. Bases 107 to 511 code for a protein of 134 amino acids. The transcript is spliced from 5 exons. Gene Ontology annotation, molecular function: catalytic activity. NCBI's taxonomy places the organism in Eukaryota, Fungi, Ascomycota, Leotiomycetes, Helotiales, Mollisiaceae. The record is from RefSeq and is a predicted model, not a curated record.